GAAAGGCGAGCACAUGCAGUCUGGCACCAGUGAUCUCAGGACACUCUACCUCUAAUUCCUGAUGGCGUUUUCUCCACCUACCACAGAGAGGUGAUAAAAGGGAUCAGCAAAAACCUCAAGAGCACUGUUUACACUUGGAUGCUGCUCUGGGAAGACGUCCCAAUCAUUUGACCAAGGUUUAGGAGAUCCUGAGAGUUUGACAGGUUCAAGCUGUAGUAGUUUGUCUUUGGGGAAUAGCUUCUUGCCAAGAAAAUGCUGAAUGUGGACCUAAUAGUUUUAAGCUUCUGCCUUGGCCUGGGAACAGAAUACACCGCUCACGGUAAGAGACAAUACAACAUCCAGAACGGCCCGUGCAGCUACACGUUUCUGCUGCCGGAGCAGGACAACUGCCAAACCCAGAACAGCUACAACUACCCCGUUCAGAAGGAUGGACCCACAGAGGAGUCGACCCAGAGGCUGGAGCAACUAGAAAUCACCAUGGAGAACAACACACAGUGGCUGCUCAAGCUGGAGAGCUAUAUCCAGGACAGCAUGAAGCAGGACAUGGCUCAGAUCCAGCAGACCGCUGUGCACAACCACACGGCUACCAUGAUUGAGAUUGGCACAAACCUGCUGAGUCAAACUGCCGAGCAAACAAGGAAACUGACCAACGUGGAGGCACAGGUAAUCCAGCACACAACUCGACUCGAGCGUCGACUUCUUGAAAAUUCCUUGUCAACCAACAAGUUGGAAAAACAACUAAUCGUUCAAACAAAUGAAAUCAGCAAACUGAACGACAAAAACAGCUAUCUAGAAAAGAAAGUGGGGGAGCUGGAGGAGCAGAGGCAAGUGGAGCUGAAGGUGCUUCGGGAGGAGAAGGAGCAGCUCCAGAAUCUAAUACUGAAGCAAACGACUAUCAUAGGCGAGCUGGAGGAACAGCUGCUCAAAGUGUCCUCCAACAACACCGUCCUGCAGCAUCAGCAGCAGGAGCUGCUGGACACCGUCAACAGCCUCAUUCACUCCAUCUCCGCCAGCUCCGCCCGGGAGACCAAAACCGCCAUGAUGCAGGACACGCCGACCACGUACAUGGACUGUGCUGCUAUCUUCAAGUCAGGAAACACCCACAGCGGCGUCUAUACUCUCACACUCCCCAACACUACAGUGGAGGUAAAGGCCUUUUGUGACAUGGAGACAGAGGGAGGUGGCUGGACAGUGAUACAAAAACGCUUUGACGGCCGUGUUGACUUUCACCGAACGUGGCAAGAGUACAAAAAGGGUUUUGGGGAUCCUUCAGCUGAAUUCUGGUUAGGAAAUGAAUUUGUCUCCCGACUCACACGCCAGAAGUCGUACAACCUGAGGAUCCAGCUGGGAGACUGGGAAGGAAACACGGGAUUCUCACUAUAUGAUCAAUUCUCUGUCGACAGCGAAGCACAAAAUUACAAGAUACACCUUAAAGGCUACAGUGGGACGGCGGGCAAAAUAAGCAGCAUCGGGCAGCCAGGAAGCGAUUUCAGUACAAAGGAUGCAGACAACGACAAAUGUGUUUGCAAAUGUUCACAACUAACAACAGGGGGUUGGUGGUUCGAUGCCUGCGGACCGUCGAACCUCAAUGGGAUGUAUUACCAGGAAGGACAGAACUCCAACCGCUUCAACGGGAUCAAAUGGUACUACUGGAAAGGCUCGGGCUACUCGCUGAAGACCACGGCGAUGCUGAUCCGACCGGCGGACUUUUCCCUUUGAACUACUGCACUGAACAACAGACAAGGUGGGAAGGAAGCUCCGCUCGACAAACAACACCAAACAUAAAUAUUCUCAAGUGAGCCAAAGCACUGCAAGGGAAAUAUUUUCUGUGUGCGUUUUUCUUUUUUUUCUUUUUACAUGUUUUACACAACAAAUCAUUCAAAUAAAAUUGUUUUUGGCAGGAAAUGAAACACUGUAAGGGUUACCUAAACAUGUGCUCUGCAUGUAUAAAUAAAACACGAGAGGAAAAUGUGACGAUAACUUAAUUCCUGUAAUAUUUCAGCAGGUAAAGUACCUGUUUCAAUAAUAGCCAUCACUUUACAAAACAAACUAUGGUACAAUAUGAGGGGAAAGAAAAGAAAAAAAAAAACAAGUGACUCAAAGUGAUGUGUUGGCUAAAAUGUAAACGCUCGUGUACAAAUGCCA
This is a messenger RNA of Salarias fasciatus (jewelled blenny), 2145 nucleotides long. It is a transcript of the gene angpt2a, whose product is annotated as angiopoietin 2a. Gene Ontology annotation, molecular function: receptor tyrosine kinase binding. Gene Ontology annotation, biological process: Tie signaling pathway; blood coagulation. Lineage: Eukaryota; Metazoa; Chordata; Actinopteri; Blenniiformes; Blenniidae. The record is from RefSeq and is a predicted model, not a curated record. The transcript has 9 exons. The coding region runs from base 253 to 1719 and encodes 488 amino acids.